CCUCUCCCUCUCUGUGCUCUCUAUCCUUUUAUCCCCACUCCCAGCUACUCUCAAUUCAGCAGAAAAAUAUUUCCUUUGGGUCUUUUCAAUUUACAUGCUCGAUUUGCCUCUUUCCAGCUAGUCUCUCUUGUCUCUUCCUUAUUGUUUCUUGUUUACUUCUAGCCUAGACUUCCCGACAUACUGGCGUGUGGGGUGCACGUUUGAAAUUUGCUUAAAUCACAUUAUUAUUAUCUUCACACACAUACAUCGCAUCGUUCGCACCAAUGUUCCAAAACAAGAGCUCGACGAUGUCGCUGCGUUCGCGCAUCCCGACCCGCCGGGCAGCAGCUGGCGCCGGCAACGAGAACAGACUUGCUGGCGGCAUGUCUGCGGCGCACGCUACAGGUAAGCACACCGAGGCGACCAAGGCGAGCUUGCGGCCCCGUGCGGCGUCAACAAUCGGCGCUGCAUCGGGAAAGAGCCUGCAUGCAGCUCAGGCCAAACCUCUCAACGGAAAACCGACGGCGAGUGGCGCGCUCGUUCGCUCGCGUAGCGCUCUUGGAGAAGUUAGCAGCAGUGCAAAGGCCCUUGAUAACACCACGACAAAGAUUGUGAAGCCUGGAGAAAUUGCUGCCCGCCUGCAUACCCUGCGCACAUCUACCCGGCUGGCUCGUCCCCGGACAGGUGGUGGCCCCAUGCGGCCCUCGACUGCUGCCCCGCGGCCCUCGUCGAUUGUGGGGGCGCGCCCAAUAAGCAAGCCUGUCGGAACAUCCAACUCGCGGCGGCUGCGCACCACCAGCUCAUCGUCACUUGAUGACGGACUGCCCAGCAAGCGGGUCAAGACUGAUGAGGCUACACGGAACCUGGUGCCAUCGGCGAGUUCUCUCUUGGGCAAGCAUGGUCGCAGUGGAGUGCGCACUACCGGUCAUCAUGUUGCAGCAGCGACCAAGUUGAUCGAGCGGGCACAUUCAGAGACAUAUGAGGAAAUUGAGGAGCUCGAGCUGGAGCCGGAGCGCGCGCGCAAAAUCGGUAACUACGGUCAGCAGUACCACCGCCGCACGUACUCGUCGGAUGCAGAGAUGGAGUCGGUGGCUACGACUGUUAACAGCAGCUCAGCGAGCCACUCGGAUGUGGAGACGUCCAGCGUCCAGAGCGCUGCGACCAAGACAGCCUCGCCGGCAGACGCUAUCGACUAUGCGCUGGUGCACACGGGUGAGCUGAACGAGCAGCCGAUAACAAUGGAGGAGAUCAAUGGGUUUGAGGCUGAUGUCGAUCCGCAUGACACCUCGCUGAUUCCCGAGUACGGCGACGACAUCUUCGGAUAUAUGCGCGAGCUCGAGGUCAAGCUGAUGCCCGACCCCAACUACAUGGACCGCCAGCACGCGCUGUCGUGGUCGAUGCGCUCGAUUCUCAUCGACUGGCUGGUGCAGGUGCACGAGCGCUUCAAUCUGCUGCCCGAGUCCCUCUGUCUGAGCAUCAACCUCAUCGACCGCUUCCUGUCUACCAAGGAGGUGACGGUCAACCGCCUGCAGCUGGUUGGCGCCGUGAGCCUUUUGCUGGCUGCCAAGUAUGAGGAGACGCGGGUGCCGAGCAUCUCCGACAUUAUAUUUAUGGUCGAGAAUACCUACUCGGCAGAUGAGAUUAAGAAGGCCGAGCGCUACCUUCUGCGCACCCUCAACUUUGACCUCGGAUGGCCUGGUCCUCUGUCGUACCUGCGGCGCAUCUCCAAGGCUAACGACUACGACGCGGCUACGCGCACUCUGGCCAAGUACCUGGUCGAGGUUACACUGAUUGACGAGCGGUUCAUCGGGGUCCCGUCUUCAAAGGUUGCCGCUGUUGCGCACUACCUGUCCAUGCGCUUCCUGGGCCAAACGGACUGGUCGCGGGCGCACUCCGAGCUGCUGCCGCUGGCGCAGAUCCUGUACAGCGAGCGGCGGUAUAUGCACGCGUCGUCGUUCGUGUACCAGUGGUUCACACUGCACGAGCCCGACACGCUGCUCGUGCCACUGAGGACUGACCUCAAGCCUUCGAAGCCCCAGCCUGGGGACAAGAAGUCCAAGUGAGGUCAUGCGCCCGGACACGCCGCAGCCCUAAAAAGGCAGCGACAGCCUCGCUUUGUAACUAUUCUUUUCUUUCUUUUGCUUCAAAAUUCCAUUCACUUUUAAAUCUC
This is a messenger RNA of Linderina pennispora, 2149 nucleotides long. RefSeq lists its product as uncharacterized. NCBI's taxonomy places the organism in Eukaryota, Fungi, Kickxellomycota, Kickxellomycetes, Kickxellales, Kickxellaceae. Gene Ontology annotation, biological process: mitotic cell cycle phase transition; regulation of cyclin-dependent protein serine/threonine kinase activity. The record is from RefSeq and is a predicted model, not a curated record. The transcript is spliced from 7 exons. Gene Ontology annotation, molecular function: cyclin-dependent protein serine/threonine kinase regulator activity. The coding region runs from base 288 to 2042 and encodes 584 amino acids. Gene Ontology annotation, cellular component: cytoplasm; centrosome; cyclin-dependent protein kinase holoenzyme complex.